CCGUGACCGUGACGUGACGACCUAGUAGGGGACCAACCAUAACAGAAGCUAUUACUCUACCAUCUGAGAGAAUCAUUGAAUUUUAAGCCAGGGCCUCUACUUGAGUCUGGCGUUUGUGGAUGGAAGUGGCGAUAGCAAUUGAGAUGGGUCCUGAGAGAAUCUUACCGAAUUCCGAGGAUGAGCUGGGUCAGGAACGGCCGUCGGAUGGCACAGUGCCCGACAUCGGUGGAGAAUGGAGCGGAGAGGACAUGGAAGAAGACGAGAGUGGUGUUGGAGACGAGGACGACGAAAAUGGAGGCUACUAUUACCAGCCUUUAAACCAAGAUCCGGAUGGUCUACAUGCUGUGCCAGUGGACCAGCCCGAGGACAUGGGCUCACAUGCAGAACAGAUGCAAGAGGUUCAAGAAAGGAUUGAGGCAAUGGGUCUCCACCUUCCCCAGGCGCCUCCCGCAGACAGUGAGGAUGAGUUGGAUCCAGAGGUGGCUGCUGUCCAGGUCAGCAACAUGUCUAUUCCCAUGGAUGCAGACCACGUGGAGCUAGUGAAGAGGACCAUGGCAGCAGUGGCCCUGCCCUCCCUGGGAGUCCCAGCCUGGGCCCAGGAGAUCUCAGACGAUCAGUGGAAGGACAUGGUCCAGCAGACCCUCCAGACCAGGCAGAGCUCUGCAGGCCUCAGGAUACAACGCAAAAAGGAAUGACCAGAGGUGUCUCAAAUCCCAUGUCUAGGCCCAGCUCCAUGUUCAACUAUACACUGAAUUUUACCAUCACACAUGCAAACAAGUGACUGGAGCAAUGUCUCACAGAUUGUGACUUGUUGGGAACCAACUGUCUAUAUUAUUAGGAAUUCGUACUGCGUCCAUUUCUUUUUCAAUGGAGAUUAUUCAGUGUGAUCCCCUUAAUCCUGUGUUCAUCUUUGUGGAUUGCUAUAGGUCAAAUGAAUUAGGUUGUUCAGUGGAAAAAGCUUUUCCUUUCAUUCACAAUAUUCGUUGUUGAAAAUGUCAGUUUAUUGUAAUUAUUACGAGCUUUAUGUGCUAAGGGAGAAGGGAAGCCCUCUGGACCGUAGUGGAGCAGAAAGAGGCACAUGAACCAGGAUCCCCCUUAUUAGGAAAAACGUUAUAGAUCACAAAUGUUCCAUGCCACCUGUUCUAACACCAGAUCGCCUUUAAGUCCAAUUGUGUUAUUUUCCUUCUACCAGGUUUUGAUUACCUUUUGAUCAUUGUAUUUUACUUUGUUUCCUGUCCUAAUGUGUGUGUGUAAAUAUGUAAAUGGGCAUCUUUAAUAAGUAAACAUAGAACCCAAUCUAUUAAAAUGUGACCAAUGGUGCAAUUCACAUGUAGGAAAUUUUAACUUCAAUGGAUGUCAAACAUGUCUACUUUAUUUUUUACUUUUUAUUUUGUUCUGUACAUACAUGAACAUCUGUACAAAAUAUGACUUUCAUACUAUGUAAUGCUCUACCUAAUUAAAGUACAACAUAUGUACAUAUGA
Hypomesus transpacificus is the source of this 1482-nucleotide messenger RNA. It is a transcript of the gene mea1, whose product is annotated as male-enhanced antigen 1. The record is from RefSeq and is a predicted model, not a curated record. Gene Ontology annotation, biological process: spermatogenesis. Lineage: Eukaryota; Metazoa; Chordata; Actinopteri; Osmeriformes; Osmeridae. The transcript has 4 exons. The coding region runs from base 120 to 695 and encodes 191 amino acids.